Messenger RNA from Drosophila erecta, 1293 nucleotides. RefSeq names its product circadian clock-controlled protein (gene Jhbp16). Lineage: Eukaryota; Metazoa; Arthropoda; Insecta; Diptera; Drosophilidae. The coding region runs from base 458 to 1240 and encodes 260 amino acids. The record is from RefSeq and is a predicted model, not a curated record. The transcript has 4 exons.
GGAGUGGUUCAGUUGGCUACGGGAGCUCGCCAGAUUCACGUCGCGUAUUCGGCGCAAAUAACUGUAAAGCUAUUAUUAUUCGCGAGUAUUUGCGCGCCUUUGCGUACGAGUUCCAGAAUUUCAUAUUUGGCUACAGUAUAUUCGGAACAAGAAGAAGUAAAUAGCUUCGGAGUGAAACUAAAGCUCUGGAGUUCCAAAACUGAACUAUACUUGGUAGCUAGCUAAGGAACCUAAAAAGUACUGUAACACGUUGAUCAAUCAAUAGCAAAAAUAAUUAAUAUACGAAUCAAUAGAAAAGGACACUUCAAACAACAAAUACCGGUGGCCCUUCACGCGCGCAAAGUCAAUUUACUUAAAACAAUAAACGCAAUAAAAACCCAACGUACAUUUACCUUUGAAAUUAACAGUCGACAAACAGUUCUGUUAAACAAACAGUUGCCGUUAAACUAAGACGAGCAUGUCGCAACAGUGGCCCUCAAACUGUGCUAGACUACUGGUUUACCUGGUGGGGAUUAUUGCCUUUGCCACUCACUUGGCGAACGCGUCCAGCCAGAUCGAUGUGGAUGCGGAUCUGAAGCACUUGCUGGGUCGCUGCCACAGGGUGGACGAGGAUUUCAACGAGUGCAUGAGGCAGGUGUUCAACGACCUGAGGGCCUACUUCACAACAGGUGUACCCGACUACAACAUCAAGCCCUUUGACCCGCACUACUGUGGCUAUGUUGAGCUGCGGCGGGGUGAUUCACAGGGUCUGGGCAGCUUUCGUCUGAUAUUGCGCAAUGUAUCCGAGUACGGAUGGUCGCGAUCCGAGGUGACCAAGUUCCAUGCCGAUCCAGAGGACCGACGCAUCGUCUACACGCAGUAUUUCCCCGACAAAAGUUUGGAGGGGCAGUACGAGUUCGCCGCCAAGAUGCUGGGCACUGAGAUGAACAGAAGAGGCCACUGGAACCUCACCCUCUAUGAUUACAGUCAAACCACCAGCGUUCGUCGCAUCGGGGGUCCGGGUUCGCUCAUCAAAGUCCAUGUGGAGGUGGACCGCAUCGGCGGAAUGGAGCUGCACAUUGAGAACUUGCUGCAGGGACAGCCCCUCAACCAACUGGCCGAUGGAGUCAUCAACAGCAUGUGGCAGCUGGGAUUGCCCUUCAUCAAGCCGAUGAUUAACGAGUUGGUCAGCACGGCAUUUACCGAUAUAUUCAACGAGUCCUUCCGGCACUUUCCCCUCGAGAAGUUCCUCGCCGCGUGACCUCAUCUAGUUAACCACAUCUGCAUCUGUUUUGUAGUAUUUUUAUGGAACUU